Linum tenue is the source of this 2248-nucleotide messenger RNA. The record is from the annotation of a GenBank genome assembly. Lineage: Eukaryota; Viridiplantae; Streptophyta; Magnoliopsida; Malpighiales; Linaceae.
GCCGCCUUCAAAGAGAAGGAACACACGAAAACGAAACUAAAGCGCUUACCGACAUGGGGAGCAGGCAUAACGGCGGAGCUAGCGACCGCGCAGCCUUGGGGAAUGGCGGAGCACCGCCGGUGGUUGACAAGGAGGUGGAUUUCGCCAAUUACUUCUGCACAUAUGCCUUCCUCUACCACCAGAAAGAGAUGCUCUCCGAUCGGGUUCGCAUGAACGCUUACUACGACUCCAUUUUCCGGAACAAACACCAUUUCAAUGGAAAAACAGUACUGGAUGUUGGAACUGGCAGUGGCAUUCUUGCAAUCUGGUCAGCACAAGCAGGUGCAAAGAAGGUCUAUGCAGUUGAAGCGACUAAGAUGUCGGAGCAUGCACGUGCAUUAGUUAAAUCGAACAAUGUCGAGAAUGUGGUUGAAGUGAUCGAGGGUUCUAUGGAGGAUGUUGUCCUGCCAGAGAAAGUUGAUGUAAUUAUCUCGGAGUGGAUGGGUUACUUACUUCUGCGAGAGUCGAUGUUUGACUCGGUAAUAUGUGCUCGUGACCGCUGGCUGAAGCCUAAUGGAGUCAUGUAUCCUAGCCAUGCUCGGAUUUGGUUUGCACCUAUAAGAUCUGGAUUGGUGGAGCGUAAAGAGAACGAUUUGGAAGAAGUAAUGGAUGAUUGGUAUAAUUUCGUUGAAGACACAAAGGAUACCUACGGGGUUGAUAUGGGUGUUUUGACUCAACCUUUCUCCGCAGAGCAGAGGAGAUAUUAUCUACAGACAUCCUUGUGGCAAAACCUUCAUCCAAAUCAAAUUAUCGGGACGGCUGCUAUUAUCAAGGAGAUUGAUUGUCUAACCGCCACUGUAAAUGACAUCAGUGAGGUCAGGUCCAACUUUUCUUCUUCGAUCGCCAUGGAAAAUACAAGCCUCUGUGGAUUUGGUGGAUGGUUUGAUGUCCAUUUUCGAGGAAGAAAGGAUAACCCGGCUCAGCAAGAAGUUGAGUUGACAACAGCUCCUAGUAAAGAUGCCGGCACCCACUGGGGCCAGCAGGUCUUCCUCAUACACCCUCCUAGUUGUGUCACUGAAGGCGAUAACGUAAGUGUAGAAUUCCUAAUGUACCGGUCAAAGGAAAACCACAGAUUAAUGGAGGUAGAGCUCGGCUGCGAAGUCAGGCAGUCUUCUGGUAAUCUGCUUCCAGCAUUUAAAAGUAAAUUCCACGUGGAGUGAUCCAGCCACGGGGUCGUCUGCUUCCAGCAUCAGUAAGCGUGCUGCCGUGGAUGAACAAAGACCCUGCAGGACCCCGGAUAAUGAAUGUAACUGUAAAAUUUCAAAGCAGAGUUGGGUUUGUUUCUAAAAGAACACUUUCUUGACUGCCAUGUGCAUUUUAGGUGCCCUGAUUCCUGGUUAAGAUCUUCUAAACUUCACCAGAUUUGGUUUAGCGGUGGUCUAUGUACUAUGUACAUCGAACAUCCAAAGAUGGGAUUAUGGUUGUUAGGCUGUUUCGCAAGUAAACAUCGAUUUAUCCUUACCACCAUAUUGAAUUCAGCUUCAGGGCAUAUCUCACUUGUUAUUUACACUUGCUUUUAUGCCUUCAUAGAUGUGACCUUCAUUUUCCUUUCUCCAUGUUUCUUUAUUCCCAAGUCAACUUCAAAAUCUGCAGAACACAGUUGUGUGCAUCUUGCUCAAGUGGGUGGUGGGUUUUGACUUUCGUAUCAAUGGAAGAAGCAUGAUAUCUUGUUUGUGGCAAAAGUUCUCCCGCCUUUCUAUAGCUUAAGCACAUGCAUGGCUUUAAUUACUCUGCAAGUUAAAGCUGGCUGCUUCUGGUUGUUGACCAAAAGGGCUUUAAAACAAAAUGCAUAUUUCCAGCUCUCUGGAUCUCAUUAUCAAUCUCUGCACGGUUUAGAAACAUUCUACACACAGCUUUCCUAUUGCCAUUCUCCUUCCUCUGCUGCUUGUCUCCAAAAUGUAUCGAUCUGCAAGGCCUUCGUCCGACGAGUACCUCCUCAACUUGUCGCCUCUACUGGCUUCGAAUGGUUCUUCGCCUGUGAAAACAGUGGCAGGGUCUGCGUCGGAGCUGCCAGUGGCCUAUUCCCCUGUUCCUGAAGGGAGCAAGAAGGAUCUGCAACAUCACAAGCCGCUCGGUGGGGAAAAUGGUGUUCAUCUCAUCCCAGUCGUUCUCUUCCUCUGUGGUUUGGCUCUCUGGCUCUUCUGUCCCCAUUGAUGAAACAAUUGGUCGGCUCGUCUCCUAGAGCAAGCUGCCGCGGGUUUUCUGUUCU